Molecule: messenger RNA, 1595 nt
Organism: Nymphaea colorata (pocket water lily)
Lineage: Eukaryota; Viridiplantae; Streptophyta; Magnoliopsida; Nymphaeales; Nymphaeaceae
Product: amino acid transporter ANT1
Exons: 2
Coding region: 252-1490 (412 amino acids)
Biological process (GO): amino acid transmembrane transport
Cellular component (GO): vacuolar membrane
Molecular function (GO): amino acid transmembrane transporter activity
Source: RefSeq, a predicted model, not a curated record
UUCAUUUUUUUGCCUGUCAAAGAGGAAAGGGACAAAAAGGGCGGAAGCAGCUUUCUGUUCAUGGAGGCGCCCGCAAUCUCCCAUCCCUCAAUUGGAGCACCUCCCACCUCUAUCACACGGCAGAAGAAGCGACCCACUUGACGUAGACGGGGAGGAAGACGAUACAGAAACUGGCAUAAGGGGAGAGAAGGUGAAGCCGGAAAAAGCAGGGGAACGAUCGAUCGUCGGAAGGAAGGGAGAGGGAAGGGGCAAUGGCGAAGGGGGAAGAAGGGCGGCCGGGGUUGGGGGCUCCUUUGCUGCCGCAGCAGCAGAAGUCGGCUCCCGAGGGAAGAGCUUCGGCUUGGCAGACCUUCUUCAACAUCGUCGUCUCCAUUCUGGGCACCGGCGUCCUCGGCCUCCCCUUUGCCUUCAAAACGGCCGGCUGGCUCGUCGCGUCCCUCAUCAUCCUCCUCGCCGGUGUCUCCACCUUCUACAGCAUGAUCCUCCUGGUUGAAUGCAGGAAGAGCCUGGAGGAGAAGGGGGUGCCAGAGAUCUUCUCCUAUGGCGACAUUGGUGCUCUUGCUUUCGGCAGGAUAGGGCGUUACGCGACGGAAAUCACGAUUCUCGUCUCUCAAUGCGGCGGCUCGGUCGCCUACCUCGUGUUCAUCGGCCAGAAUCUCGCCUCCAUCUUCGCCUCCUACCACUUGAGCCAGGCUUUCUUGAUUUUCCUCUGUCUCACGCCGGUGGAAGUCGCCCUAUCCUUCAUCCGCCCCCUCUCUGCCCUUUCCCCCUUCAGCGCCUUCGCCGACCUCUGCAACGUCCUGGCCAUGGCGAUCGUCGUCAAGCGGGACCUCCAGCUCCUUCCGGGCAGCUUCCCGGCGACCAAGGCAGUCACCACCUUCUCGGCGCUGCCCUUCACCUUGGGCGUAGCUGUUUUCUGCUUCGAGGGCUUGAGCAUGACGCUGCCCCUAGAGUCCUCGAUGGCCGAGCCGGCGAGGUUCCCGGCGUGCCUGGCUCGGGCCUUCUCCGGCAUCACUCUCGUCUAUAUCUUCUUCGGCUUCUUAGGCUACGCGGCCUUCGGCGACGCCACCAUGGACAUCGUGACUCUCAACCUGCCGGGCGGCUGGUGGUCCGCCGCCGUCAAGGUGGGGCUCUGCGUCGCCUUGGUGUUCGCCCUCCCCAUCAUGAUGCACCCCGUCCACGAGAUCAUUGAGGCCAAGCUGAGGGACGCCGGCUCGAGCUCGACCUGCCGUUGGGCGGAGCCGCUGGCGAGGGGAUUCGCCGUCGUGGCGAUGGCGGCCGUCGCGUCGUUCGUGCCGGGGUUCGGGAUGUUCGUGUCUCUGGUCGGGAGCACGGUCUGCGCGUUGCUGUCCUUCGUCUUCCCGGCGGCGCUCCACCUGAAGUUAGUCGGCGGCGCCGCCUUGAGCCCUGGGAGGAAGGCACUGGACGUCUUCAUCUUGCUUUUUGGCUUGGCAUUUGCUGCCUACGGCGCCGCAAGCAAUGUUCAUUGAACUCAAUUUUUGAACCGAAUUGCUUUUUUUCCACCAAAUAAUAUGUCAUGUCCCCUGAUGUGUCAAAAAAUUUAUGGAUUGUCUAACUAAAGAUCUUACUUGUCA